Messenger RNA from Sardina pilchardus (European sardine), 4319 nucleotides. It is a transcript of the gene ttll11, whose product is annotated as tubulin tyrosine ligase-like family, member 11. Gene Ontology annotation, cellular component: cilium. Gene Ontology annotation, molecular function: tubulin-glutamic acid ligase activity; tubulin binding. The record is from RefSeq and is a predicted model, not a curated record. Bases 1015 to 3177 code for a protein of 720 amino acids. The transcript is spliced from 9 exons. Gene Ontology annotation, biological process: protein polyglutamylation; microtubule cytoskeleton organization. NCBI's taxonomy places the organism in Eukaryota, Metazoa, Chordata, Actinopteri, Clupeiformes, Clupeidae.
UGUUGCGCUGUGGCCGCAGAAAUAACAGUCCACCGGACGCCUAGCCUAACCGGGCUGUGGCAUUGGACACAUCUGUUCUCUGACAGCUCUCCCGAUGCUGUCAUCUGUUCCUCCACCUCGCCCACUCUCUAGGUAACAUUUAUCGUAACGCUUAGCCUAGAACUACAUGCAAUAUGGUUGCGGUAGCUAGAAAUCAUUGCUCCAGUUUCCGAAGACACUAGCUUGUCAAGUCAGUCUUGCUUCUAAUGUUAGCGUGAACGCGUCCAGGGAACAUAUUUUUUUCGGUUUAGUUAGCCAGUUACAGUUAGCUGGCAAGCUAAUCCAGUUAGUCUGUUCAGUAGCUUGUCAGAUGGCCUGCAUAACGUUCAAAUGGUUGUCUAACGAUAAUGUUUUUGGUCUAAUCUACAGCUAUUUAUGCAAGUGUCAACAUGGGAUAAUUUAACGUCACCACAAAAGUUCAGGGACAGGUUUAGUCUAUACUGUGCGACAGCUUGCUAGUUACAUUAGUAGAUCAGUAGCCUCUCAGCAUUGCCAGUCUUAUGAUGGGCGUUAGCUGUUUUUUCCAUCAGUCUGUAGUGUAACGGUCAGCUGGAUGCUGCACAACAGUUUUCGUAUUUUACACUGGACAGAAUCGCCGAAUUUACUGAUGAACGACAUUUUAACCAUCGCAAGUUAACUUAUUGCUUUGGAAAUGCAAACCUAUGCUACACUUCUGCAACUUCUCUUGCAAUUCAAUGGCCACAGCUGAAUUCCUCGGUUGUCUUGGUGUUUAACCUAGCCAUAUGGCUUGCUAUGCAAUUUUCCGUUUCUUGCACCUGCCGAGUCGUGUCAGCUGAAGUUUUAUAGCACAGGUCCAGCGUCGUGAUCCGAACAGCGGAUAGCUUUAGUUGAGUUAAACCACUUGUCAUAUGCCGCUUGUCUGUAAAUUACCAAACCAUAGACGCUUUUGCACACACAAAUCACACACAAAUUACGCUCUGUUUACACACCCCCUCGCUUUUUUGGUCAUACAUAAUGAGUGAUCAUUAUGUGAAGGUAAAAGUUCAGCUUGAACAACUCAAAUCCACGGGCGAGGUGGGGGAGGUAGAGGCGGCGGAGGUGGAACAGGUGUCUACCGAAACACCACCGGCAUCCCUUUCACCUGUUCCCGCGGCCCUUGAGGUCCGGAGGGACACGGCAAAGACUCUCGGCACGGCCAGGAACCGGAGCAAAAGUCGGACUAAGCUCGGCAAUGCUAACAUUAAACCGGACGCUCCCGUUCUUAGCCACCUGGACAAUGCGCCGUCGCUCCGGAUUAAAGGCACCGGUAAGGUUUUGCAGGAGAAAGCGGAGGCCAACGGAAACGUGGUGAGCAGCCAGACACAAAAUGAUACCAAAAGUGCUCAAAGCAAGGAGGAUGCCAACAAACUGCCCAAAAAGAGGAGACCGGUCACUGUGGAUACGUCCAAGGCUAAGACAUCUCUAGAAGCGCUCAAACUCAGCAUUCGGCAGCUCAAAUGGAAAGAGUUCCCUACCGGUCGUCGCGCUGCCUGUGACAUCUACUGGCAUGGGGUGUCCUUCCACGACAACGAGAACAUCGUCUCUGGACAGGUCAACAAGUUCCCAGGGAUGGUGGAGAUGCUGCGGAAGAUCAACCUGAGCCGUGCGGUUCGGACCAUGCAGGAGCUCUUCCCAGAGGAGUACAACUUCUACCCACGCUCCUGGAUCCUUCCUGAAGAGUACCAGAUCUUUGCCACGCAGAUCCGGCUGGCGAAGGAAUGCGACUCUUCCUCGCCGCGGCCGACCUUCAUCGUCAAGCCGGACAGCGGUUCCCAGGGCGACGGCAUCUACCUGAUCCGCGACCCGUCGGACCUGCGCUCCGUGGCGACGGGCGGCCUGGGCGGUGGGUCCGGCGCGGUCCGGCAGGCCGUGGUCCAGGAGUACAUGCAGCGCCCCCUGCUGAUCGACAAGCUGAAGUUCGACGUGCGGCUCUACGUCCUGGUGCGCUCCCUGGAGCCGCUGGAGAUCUACGUGGCCAAGGAGGGCCUCUCCCGGUUCUGCACGGAACCCUACCAGGAGCCCAGCGCCAAGAACCUGCACCGGGUCUUCAUGCACCUGACCAACUACUCGCUGAACGUCCAGAGCGGGAACUUUGUGCACUCGGACAGCCGCAGCACGGGCAGCAAGCGCACGUUCUCCAGCGUGCUGGGGCGACUGGCCUCCAAGGGCGCCGACGUCAAGCGCGUCUGGUCCGACAUCAUCGCGCUGGUCAUCAAGACGGUCAUCGCCCUCGUGCCGGAGCUCAAGGUGUUCUACCAGGCCGACAUCCCGCCGGGCAGGCCAGGGCCCACCUGCUUUCAGAUUCUGGGCUUUGACAUCCUUCUGAUGAAGAAUCUGAAGCCUGUCCUGCUGGAGGUCAACUCCAACCCCAGUAUGAGGAUUGAACACGAACAAGAGGUGGCUCCGGGGGUGUUUGAGUACGUGCCCAGUCCGGUGGACGAGGAGGUCAAGGUGGGGGUCAUCAGGGACACACUGAGGCUCAUGGACCCGCUGAAGAAACAACACACAACCGUGGCGGAGCAGGAGGAGAUCCUGGUGGAGGCGGGGUCGGUGGAGAAGGCGUGUCCUGCUGGGGAGGAGCUGGCGCUGCCGUCGCUGUGCCUGAAGCAGGUGUUCCCCAAGUACACCAAGCAGUUCAGCCACCUGCGCUCCGUGGACCGCAUCGCCUCCCUCUUCCUGCGCUUCCUCGGGGUCAAGGGCACCAUGAGGAUGGGCCCCACGGGCUUCAGGACCUUCAUCAGGAACUGUAAGUUGAGUAACAGCAGUCUGUCCAUGGCCUCGGUGGACAUCCUCUACAUCGACAUCACGCGGCGCUGGGCCGGCAUGCUCCCCGACUCCAGAGAAGCAGGGAUGACUCUGCAGGCGUUUGUGGAGGCCUUCUUCUACCUGGCGGGCCGGCGCUUUAAGUCCCUCCCCCUGCGGGAGCAGGUUCUGUCUCUGCUGGAGCAGUGUGAGAGCGCCCUCCAGGGGCCGGGAGGACAAGACGACAACAAGCCACGCCCACCCAGACUUAGCCACGCCCCCUCCAUCAACCCCGCCGCCAUCAAGACCAACUCACCGGCGCCCGCGCGCCGUAGCCAUGACUACCGGCUGCACCAGACACUGCGGCCGACCGCGAAAGGGAACACGGAGCACUGAGUGUGCGCGCGCACACACACACACACACACACACACACACACACACACACAGGCGAACCCCAGUGACUGGUGGAGCAAAAGUGAAACUCUUCUAGACCUGUUUGCUUUACGUAUCUGAUAGGAAGUAUGUGUGUGUGUGAUUUUAAAGAGGGUGGAGGAGGGGGUGAGUGCUUGCUUUUGGUUUGUAAAAAAACUCUCCCUCCACAACCUCAGUCGCAGAAAAUGUACAGUUGUACAGGGAGAAUGUGUGUGUGUGUGUGUGUGUGUGUGUAUGCGCAAGUGCAAUCUCAAUGGCUCUAUUUUCAGGGAAAUCUAUGGAGCUUAAACUCACCACAUUAUUCACACAGACACAGACACACACACAGACACACACACAGACACACACACACACACACUUCUUUUCCCUCUCUGUCACACAACUCUAUCACAGCCCACUGUGUGUUUGUGACACGGAGCCUUAUUUGCACUGCCCUCCUCUUCAGUAUUUAUUGCACAUAAGACACUUGAGUGAUGUGUGUGUGUGACCCAAUCAAAGGCAGGGCCAAACCCCACUCUUCCUGGCUCAACCAAUCAAGGCCUGAGUAAGAGUGUUGGCAUUAUUUCCCAUGAUCCUUUGACUUCUGGUCUGCAGCUACUUUGACCUCACAGCCUCGUGACUGACCGUCUCCACCGGAGAGCACUACGCGUUUACUUCCUCUAUUUAUCAUUUAUAUUCUAGAGAGUUCUCUUUAUUUUCUGUUGAAAUUAAGUUUAUUUUGUGAGGAUUUUGACUCUUUUUUUUAUUUUCACUUGAAAACUAGCAUGUCUCACUCUCUCUCUCUCUCACACACACACACACACACACGGUAGGCCUGGACAAAGAGCUCUGCCGUGAUUCUGUUCAGACGUAGCAGACACAACGGAACAGUUCUCCGGGUUCUUGGUAGAAACACACUCCAGCAUGUUGGCAGACUGCAGCCCAUUCUUGCACGGUUCUGCCUCAGAACUUGGUCAGAGGCCUGUCCGAGAGAGCGGGCCGGUGUUAGGGUCUCCAUAUGAGGGUGUGUGUGAAAGAUCCAUAUUAGUGCCGUUUGAGUGUCUCACACCCCAUCAGGUAUUACUGCGACUUCUUCAACUCGGCUGGGAUGGGACUUAAUAAACAG